Messenger RNA from Penicillium angulare, 204 nucleotides. RefSeq lists its product as uncharacterized. The record is from RefSeq and is a predicted model, not a curated record. NCBI's taxonomy places the organism in Eukaryota, Fungi, Ascomycota, Eurotiomycetes, Eurotiales, Aspergillaceae. The transcript is spliced from 2 exons. Bases 1 to 204 code for a protein of 67 amino acids.
AUGGUCAGUGAAGCUCGUGGGCCCAUCAAGGAGGUUGACACUUUGAGCACAUUGAAAGAUAGGGGAUUGAUUGGAAUUGACAUUGAGAUGAUAUCCCAAUCUGCCCGGGCGAUUAAGGUCCUAACUGCAGCCCAAUCAGCGGAGGCUAGUCGUCUGCUGUUAUUACCUGCGGUUCCAACGGAUCUGAACCUUGCAGGAGGGUAA